AUGUCAACGAAUGAUGCAGAUAAUGAGCGUAUGCAGUUACGGUGGCCUAUAGAUGACGUGGUAGCCUUUGCAAAACGUCAUGCUAUCACGCAUGGUCUUCUUUGUCUUGAUCCUAAUAAUUUAGAUCUAGCAACUAUUGUUCCAUUUUCUUUAUUUCCAAGUCCGUAUUCGUAUUCACAUUUGAAAUUCAUUUGGUCGAUUCAAACAGCUUAUAAUCGUCUUUAUAAUCGCAUAUCUCUUGAUGAUGAAACUCUCGAAAAAGCACUCAAACCAGUUAUUCCAAUUGAUGAUUUUAUUGAACGACUUUGGAAAAUUCAUCGUACAUCCACAAGACGACAACCGAUUCAAUUAGAUAUUUAUCGAAAUGAUUACAUGCUCGAUACAAAAAUUAAUACAAUGCGUCAAGUUGAAUUCAAUACAAUCAGUUCUGCAUUUGCUGGUUUAACUGCUAUUGUAGCUGAUUUACACAAAGCAAUAUUACGUUAUGCUAUUGAUAAUUGUUACGUUCGUGAAUUAACCAUGGACAAUCAACAAGAAAAAUCAUCAUCAAUUGAUCUAAUACUUCCCAAUGAUGCAUUGAAAAAAUCUGCUGAAGCAAUGAUUAAAGCAUUUGAACUUUAUAACAACGUGAAUGCUGCAAUACUAUUUAUAAUUGUACCGAAUGAACGUAAUAUAUGUGAUCAAAAUGCAUUAAUCGAUGCAGUACAAAAACUUAAGUCAACUAUUCGUAUUCAUUUAAAAACAUUUGAACAAUUAACAGAUGAACUUCUAUUGGAUGAAAACAAUUUUAAUAUUUAUUUAAAAUCUUCUCAUGAUGAAAUAGCGAUUGUUUAUUAUCGUGCUGGUUAUAUUCCCGAACAUUAUAUCAAUGAAAAAUGUUGGUACGUACGUGAACAAAUUGAACAAUCACGCGCUAUUAAAUGUCCAACAGUUCGAUCACAAUUAGCAGGUUGUAAAAUUGUUCAAGAAUAUUUAACACAUGAAAAUAUCAUUGAAAAAUAUAUUAAUGAUGAAAAUUUAUCGAAAAAUAUACGUUCAACAUUUGCACGAAUGUUUACAUUUGAUGACCUUGAAGCGCGACAGAAAAAUAUUAAUUUAUUACGUGAAAAUCCACAUGAUUUUGUUUUGAAACCAAAUCGUGAAGGUGGUGGAAAUAAUAAAUAUGAUGAUGAAAUAUUAAAUUUAAUUGAAAAACAAGAAAAUCAUCUAAACUAUUAUAUAGCUAUGGAGAAAAUUCUACCUCCAAAAUGUACAACUUGUCUUAUUAAACCAAAUGGUAAACAUUUAUUACAUGUUGAAUGUAUUAAUGAAAUUGGAAUCUAUGGAACAAUGGUAACAAAUGUUGAUACAAACGAGGAAUAUAUAAAUGAAGUAGCCGGGUAUUUAGUUCGCACGAAAACAACUGAUACUAAUGAAGGUGGUGUUGCAACAGGCUAUUCUGUUCUUGAUUGUCUUGACGUUAGUGAAAACAAUAAUGAAUUGUCAAGAAUAUUUUCUGAAAAGCGUUGA
Messenger RNA from Rotaria socialis, 1509 nucleotides. The record is from the annotation of a GenBank genome assembly. NCBI's taxonomy places the organism in Eukaryota, Metazoa, Rotifera, Eurotatoria, Philodinida, Philodinidae.